This is a messenger RNA of Hibiscus syriacus, 710 nucleotides long. Its product is annotated as protein C2-DOMAIN ABA-RELATED 4-like. Bases 51 to 695 code for a protein of 214 amino acids. NCBI's taxonomy places the organism in Eukaryota, Viridiplantae, Streptophyta, Magnoliopsida, Malvales, Malvaceae. The record is from RefSeq and is a predicted model, not a curated record. The transcript has 4 exons.
CGAGCUACAUCGCCAAGAAGAUUCUCACUUUCUCUCAACCAAGCAAUACAAUGAAGGUUGAGAAGGAAACGAGAAAACUUCUUCAGAUGGCUGUACAAAGGAGGAGGAGAUUAAGAGCGACAAUGCACUGCUUGGUGAUAGGCUAUACAAAAGAAGAAGGUGGCGAAAGGACGGCAUCUUUGAUGGACAACUUGAUGGGUCUGCUACGGAUACACGUCAAAAGAGGCGUAAACCUUGCCGUUCGUGAUGUCUUAAGCAGCGACCCUUACGUUGUUGUUAAAAUGGGCCACCAGAGACUCAAGACUCGUAUGGUAAAGAAGGAUGUAAAUCCUGAGUGGAAUGACGAUUUAACUCUGUCCAUAACAGAUCCUAAUAUUCCAAUCAAACUGACCGUGUACGACCAUGACACAUUUACUAAGGAUGACAAAAUGGGAGACACGGAAUUUGAUGUUGCGCCAUAUAUAGAAGCCUUGAAAACGCAUACCAAUUUGGAAGAAAUCUCAAGUGGAACCGUGCUAUCAAGAUUACAACCAAGCACCUCCAACUGCCUGGCUGAGGAGAGUCCCAUAUACUUGAGCGAAGGGAAGAUCGUCCAAGACCUUGUCCUCAGACUACGAAACGUGGAGUGCGGUGAAGUGGAACUUCAACUCGAGUGGAUUUACUUUCCAGGCUCUAAAACGUUCCUAAGUCAAUGAAUGUUUGUUGUUGGG